Molecule: messenger RNA, 1978 nt
Organism: Conger conger (European conger)
Lineage: Eukaryota; Metazoa; Chordata; Actinopteri; Anguilliformes; Congridae
Product: cytochrome c oxidase assembly factor 8
Exons: 5
Coding region: 512-1123 (203 amino acids)
Biological process (GO): intrinsic apoptotic signaling pathway
Cellular component (GO): mitochondrion
Source: RefSeq, a predicted model, not a curated record
ACCUAGUGGUCGUAGGAACAAGAACACUAUCCAUGGGUUGAUGAUACUUGUUUAUCCCAUUUGAAAAUAAUCAUUAGUCACAGUUUUGUAACAUUAAAUCACGCACCUUGCUAUAGCUAUCCUAGCUAGCUACAUUAUCUCCUGGGAUUAGCUAAUUAUCUUGACGCUAGCUAGCUAACGUUAGCAUAGUGCAAUUUAGCUUUAUCUAGAUUCUAGAAUAAAGCGUUAUUCGCAUAUGGAACACUAACUAGUGAUUAUAGUAGCUACGUAACUUAACAUGGCUAAACAAUACAUGAAGUACAUUUUCAGAAGCUAUUUGCUUUUGGUUACCCUGUAGCUAGGUAGCUAACUGCUAGAGAACACAGCAACGUAAAUUACACAGUGAAUCUUUUGGUCGUCCAACAUUGUGAGCUACGGGUCAUGCUCACUAGCAUACAUGGCGGUGUUCGGUAGUUCGUCUGAUUAUUAUUGAGUGAGACGAUUUUCAAGAAAAGUCAAUAAACCGAGGGAAAUGAAUGUGAAAACGAUCGUCUGUCAGUUAUGGAGAUCAUCCCUUCACCAAAGCCAACCUUGUCUCCGACCGAUCAGGAACUUGUGUGCCAGCCGUAGAACAUACAGCGCGCACGAGCCAAACAACGGUCGGAACCAUAGGACAGGCAAGAGGUCCAGUUCUGCACCAGUUGCUAGCUCCAAGCAUGACUGGAUUGGCCCCCCAGACAGGCUGUCAAAUCUCCGGCCAAUCAUAUACCAUAUUCCUGAAAACGAGAGUACGUUGGAGAGACGUCUGAGGCACCUCAGACAGGAGACAGAGGAUUGGAACCAUCAAUUCUGGUCAAAUCAGAAUAUCACUUUCAGCAAGGAAAAAGAUGAGUUUAUUCAUACGUGUCUGAAGUCAAAAGGCCUAAGUCGUAGAGAUGAGAAUGGGAGGAAGAGAACACUGAGCACUGAAGAUAUGGCAAUUUUUUACAAAGAUUUCUUGGAUAAGAACUGCACCAAACACUCCAAUUAUAACAAGGAGUGGUAUAAACGCAACUUCACCAUCACCCUACUCAUGGGGAGAGUGGUCCUGAUCAGGACCUGGCAGAGGCUGAAGAGAAGAUUGAGUGGCACCUCUCUGACGUAGUUCUCACUAAAGCGGGUGCCUGCACACUGUGUCUGCUUGGAUUGUGUCCGACGAGGAGUCCGAUGAUUUGCAGAGGACAGGAUCAGCAUUUUGACUACAAAAGCACAAAAUGUUGUAAUGGCUUAAAUGUCUCUUCAAGCAUUGUAUGAAUUGUUCAUUACUUGGGUAACGUUCUGUGAACACAAACGUACUGGUGUCUCAGCACAAACUGUUGAUGUGGCCAUGACACAUUCUGCUUUUCAGACUGCUGAGAAAUUUUGGCAGGUUUUCAUGGUGCACAAACGUUGAAUCCAAUAGCAACUCUUCACAAAACCAUAUUUUUUUCAUUUAAGACAAAAUGUUUUGAAAUCUAUCAUUUGAUGCUGAAUGAUGAAACAGUUAUUGCUGUUUUUUUGUAAUUCCAUCAAACUUGGAAGAGGUCUAGACUAAUUGGUAAUUUAAUUGAUCAAAUAAAUCUUUCCUUUCUUUUAGUACACAGCACAGUCCUGACGACAAUGGUCUAUGUUGUUUAAACCAUGUAUCAAAAGUGCAUUACCUUUUGUUUUCAGGUUUAUUAGUGGUAGGGAACUGGUAAAUAAGCAAUCUAGUGUUAUGGAUAAACAACGGUGAUUUAGCACUACAGUGAAAUUUACUUAACCUUACCUGCUAUUACAGUUUCGUAAUAUUCUCCCUAACUUAUUACUAACACCAAGCAUUAGUGGGAAAAUAUGACAAGUCAUUUGUACGUUUGAAAGGACAAAAUGUAAAUACCCUGAAUGUCUAUUCGUAUGUUCUAUGUACAUACAUGUAUUUGUGAUUAAUCAUUUGAUGAAGAAACAAGCGUUGAAUUGAAAAAAUAAAUUACGCUGAACUAAA